Messenger RNA from Punica granatum (pomegranate), 1239 nucleotides. NCBI's taxonomy places the organism in Eukaryota, Viridiplantae, Streptophyta, Magnoliopsida, Myrtales, Lythraceae. The record is from RefSeq and is a predicted model, not a curated record.
AACGCAAAUGGACAAGAACAUAAGUUCAAGGCAUCCCACAUCACCAAAAAGUUGGACAUUGUCUUCUUCUUCAUCUAUAUAUAAUCCUCCUCCUCUGUCAUCUCCCCCCAAACCAAAACUUGCUUUAUAGUCUCUGAUAGUUUUUGUUCAUUCUGUCUUCCGGAACUGUGCCAUGGAAAUUCAGUUCCACAGGCAGCAGGAGGGAUCGCGGGUGUCUCUCUCACCCAACAAGCGGAGCAGCGGCAGUCUUGGAAAGUCCAAGGGGCCAUCGGGAAUGGGGAUGAACUCUGCCAGGACCAAGUUUGUCGGGGUGAGGCAAAGGCCCUCGGGCAAAUGGGUGGGGGAGAUCAAAGACACGACCCAGAAGAUACGGAUGUGGCUAGGGACUUUCGACACGGCCGAGGAAGCUGCGAGGGCCUACGACGAGGCCGCCUGCCUGCUUCGCGGGUCCAAUACCCGAACCAACUUCUCCAACCGGAGUGCUCCCAUAAACUCCGCUCUUUCCAUCAAGAUCAGGAAGCUCCUUAAUCACAAACUAAGCUUGAAAAAGAAGCCGAUUCCCGUGCCAGAUUCCACGGUGCCACCCUCCAGCGUCGUGUUAACGAGUUCUCCUACCAGCAGUAACAGCUAUAACUGUAAUGGCAGCGGUGUUAAUUCCCCAUCUAGUGGCAUUCGAUCCCAAGAUGCCCAGAUGUUUAGCUCGGAUGCAUAUAGACCUGACUUGAGCUACUGUACUGGUAUAUAUGAACCGAACAUAUCCCAGAAUGACUACUCGUGGGCAGUCAUGCCUGGGUUUAGUUAUGGCUACCCCAUCACGUUAAUCCAGGAGGCAGAGGAGGUACUGAGACAGGAUUCAUUGUUCGCGGGAGCAGGGGAGGCCGCAGAGCUGAGUGAGUUCGAUCGCAUGAAAGUGGAAAGGCAAAUCUCCGCAUCUCUAUACGCAAUGAACGGGUUGAAUGAGUGCUUGGAUAAGUCGUAUAAUAACUUGGACGAAGCUCCAUCACUGUGGGAUCUCCCGACUCUCAGUCGGUUGUUCUGUCAGGGCUGACUUCACUCUCACUACCCAUUGAGAACAUAGGAGUUGAUCCGGUUCCAAUGUAAUGGAGGAUUCUGUUUUUUCAUGUUCAGUUGAAUAGAUGUCUCCGAGGAAGUCGGGAAGUAACUGGGAAUCAAAACUUGUAAUAUUGCGAAUUCGAAUCGGCCUUGGAAUGCAGUCAUCAAAUAGCUUGGUUGCGAUAA